Messenger RNA from Penicillium waksmanii, 1611 nucleotides. RefSeq names its product putative actin-related protein RO7. The transcript has a single exon. The coding region runs from base 1 to 1611 and encodes 536 amino acids. The record is from RefSeq and is a predicted model, not a curated record. Lineage: Eukaryota; Fungi; Ascomycota; Eurotiomycetes; Eurotiales; Aspergillaceae. Gene Ontology annotation, biological process: microtubule-based movement.
AUGUCUGCGACAUCCAAUCUCCGCCAUAGUCAGACAGCUCGGCCCUCCUCUCCCCACACACCACAGCAACCGCUCCGUUCAGCGAACACAUCCUUCGCGAGCGCCUCAUCACCAGGCUCGUCCUUUCGAAAUGAGGACGAUGCGAUCAUUUUCGAGAUAGGAGCGCGAUGGAUCAGAGCUGGAUUCGAGGGAAAUGGUACUCCUGUAUGCGUCAAACGCUUUGGACCUGAAGAAAUGCGGCGAGCAGCGGACUACCGGGGAUGGAUUCAUGGGGACAUUGGCGCUGGGUCGCUACCCAAGCCUGUCAAUGCGGAAGAUUGGGUUCGUGAUUAUGAAUUGUGGCAGCCCGACCUGAGGAAAAUUGACUUGGGGCUAGUCGAGGAUAAGAUCGAACGCGUUUUCCGCGAAAUCUACAACCAGUACCUGUUGACCGACGCGGGCACCUCCCGGCUGGUCCUGGCCCUCCCUGCGCUUAUGCCACACCCACUACUAUCGUCACUACUAUCCAUUAUAUUCGGUCGCUGGCGAUUUCCUAGCAUCACCCUUCUUCCGAGUGCCACAAUGUCUGCGACAGCGGCAGGACUGCGAUCCGCUCUGGUCGUGGACCUUGGAUGGGCCGAAAGUACAGUGACAGGGAUAUACGAAUACAGAGAGACCGUUACAAAACGGAGUACGAGAGCGAUGCGCGCCUUGAUGUUGGAAACGGGCCGUUUUCUCACUCGGUUGGCGUCCGGUAAUGAUGAUGAUGAUGCUAAGGAGGAAUCAUUAGAUGGUGAUAUCUCUGUGGGAUUCACAUACUGCGAAGAAGUCGUGAGUAAGUUUGCCUGGUGCAGGCAACAAGCUGAAGACCCCGACACACGGACUGCAACGGACCAGAUGAUCUCGAUUCCCUCCCCCAAAAAUCCAGAGCACGAGUACCAAGACCUCCCGCUCUCCGACAUGGCAAAGUCUGUUGAAAAAGUCAUGUUGGCGCCGGAUGUCCCUGAGUGUGACUUGGAUGAUGAGGAGAAAUCAAUUCCCCUGCUUGUUUACAAUUCUCUCCUCUCCCUGCCGCCUGAUGCAAGAGGAACAUGCAUGGCACGCAUUGUCUUCGUUGGCGGUGGAGCUCGAAUUCCUGGCUUGCGCCAGCGAAUUCUGAAAGAAGUACGACUGUUGAUUGACCGACAUGGAUGGAGCCCGAUUCGAGGCAAGGUCGUCGAGCGACAGCGGCAGCGAUUGGAGGAAUUGAAAAUCACAUCCCAGACCAACAAUCAUAGCCAGUCCCCAGAUAAUAUCAUAGCUGGCACGACGGACGAUGAUAAGGAGAAGUCUGAUCCUUCCAAUGAAGAGCCCGAGGUCGACUUCGUGGACCAAAAGUUGCGUCGACAGAACAAAGAUACACCAGUACCCAUCCAAGGAAUUUUGCGCGAAAUCGAGUCCCUGGGACCAUGGGCUGGGGCUAGUCUAGUGACUAGCUUAAAGAUUCGUGGAAUGGUGGAAAUCGAACGAGAGAAGUUUCUCCAAUAUGGGCUGGCCGGUGCGACUCGAGACCUGGAACAACCUGUCCCUGACCGUCGAUCGGGACUUCGUGCUGGGGAUCGAUCCAGCUGGACCCUGGCCGGAUGGGCAUGA